AUGGCAGACCCCGUGCACGGGCCGCAGAACGUGGAGGUGGUUGACAUCCGCUCGCGGCAGCUGACGCUGCAGUGGGAGCCCUUCGGCUACGCCGUCACGCGCUGCCACAGCUACAACCUCACCGUGCACUACCAGUACGUCUUCAACCAGCAGAAAUUCGAGGCAGAGGAGCUCAUCCAAACUUCUUCCCACUACACCCUGCGCGGGCUCCGGCCCUUCAUGACCAUCAGGCUGAGGUUGGCUCUUUCCAACCCCGAGGGCAAAAUGGAAAGCGAGGAGCUGGUGGUGCAGACUGAGGAGGAUGUUCCUGGACCAGUUCCCUUGGAAUCUAUCCAAGGAGGACCUUUUGAAGAGAAGAUCUACAUUCAGUGGAAACCUCCAAAUGAGACAAAUGGCAUCAUUACACUCUAUGAGAUCACCUACAAGGCUGUUGGGUCUCUGGAUCCCAGUGCCGACCUGUCCAGCCAGAGAGGGAAAGUCUUCAAGCUGCGGAAUGAAACCCAUCACCUUUUUGUAGGAUUGUACCCAGGCACCACCUAUUCAUUCACCAUCAAAGCCAGCACAGUCAAGGGCUUUGGGCCACCCAUCACCACCCGGAUUGCAACUAAGAUCUCAGCACCGUCCAUGCCGGAGUACGACACGGACUCUCCCCUCAAUGAGACUGACACCACCAUCACAGUCAUGCUGAAGCCUGCUCAGUCCCGGGGAGCACCUGUCAGUGUCUACCAGCUUGUUGUCAAGGAGGAGAAGCUGCAGAAAGCCCGGAGAGCUGCAGACAUCAUCGAGUGCUUCUCAGUGCCAGUGAGCUACAAGAAUGCCUCCAGUCUGGACUCCCCACACUACUUUGCAGCCGAGCUGAAGCCCAUCAACCUUCCUGUCACACAGCCCUUCACCGUGGGCGACAACAAGACCUACAAUGGCUACUGGAAUGCUCCUCUUUCCCCCCUGAAAAGCUACAGCAUAUACUUCCAGGCUCUUAGCAAGGCCAAUGGAGAAACAAAAAUCAACUGUGUCCGGCUGGCAACAAAAGGAGCUUCCACCCAGAAUUCCAAUGCAGUGGAACCCGAAAAGCAAGUUGACAGCACGGUGAAAAUGGCUGGAGUUAUAGCUGGUCUCCUGAUGUUUGUUAUUAUCCUCUUGGGAGCAAUGCUUACCAUCAAAAGAAGAAGAAAUGCAUAUUCCUACUCCUACUACUUGAAGCUAGCCAAGAAGCAGAAGGAGACUCAGACCAGCACGCAGAGGGAGAUGGGUCCUGUGGCUACUUCUGACAAGACCUCCACCAAACUCAGUGCUGUUCACAAUGAAGAAGCUUUUUCUUCCAGCUGCCAAGAUGUUAAUGGAUUCAUUUCAUCAGACACCGUCCCAUCGACCACGCUGUUAGACAGCAGCCACGGGGAGCUGGCCCAGCCCACGCUGACCAUCCAGACCCACCCGUACCGCAGCUGCGAGCCCGUGGAGAUGUCCUACCCCCGGGGACAGUUCCAGCCUGCCAUCCGAGUGGCAGACCUGCUGCAGCACAUCACCCAGAUGAAGAGGGGACAGGGCUACGGCUUCAAGGAGGAGUAUGAGGCACUCCCCGAGGGGCAGACGGCGUCCUGGGAUACGGCCAAGGAAGACGAGAACCGCAACAAGAACAGAUACGGAAACAUAAUCUCCUAUGAUCACUCAAGAGUGAGAUUGCAGCUGCUGGAUGGGGACCCUCACUCUGACUACAUCAACGCCAAUUACAUCGAUGGGUACCAUCGGCCUCGCCAUUACAUUGCAACUCAAGGGCCCAUGCAAGAGACAGUGAAGGAUUUCUGGAGGAUGAUUUGGCAAGAAAACUCUGCGAGUGUUGUCAUGGUCACCAACCUGGUGGAGGUGGGCAGGGUGAAGUGUGUUCGAUACUGGCCAGAUGACACAGAAGUGUAUGGAGAUAUUAAAGUCACAUUAAUUGAGACAGAGCCACUGGCAGAGUAUGUCAUACGUACCUUCACUGUCCAAAAGAAAGGCUACCACGAGAUCCGGGAGAUCCGGCAGUUCCACUUCACCAGCUGGCCCGACCACGGCGUGCCCUGCUACGCCACCGGGCUCCUGGGCUUCGUGCGCCAGGUCAAGUUCCUCAACCCCCCCGAGGCAGGACCCAUCGUGGUGCACUGCAGUGCUGGGGCCGGGAGGACAGGGUGCUUUAUUGCCAUCGACAUCAUGCUGGACAUGGCAGAGAACGAGGGCGUGGUGGAUAUAUUCAACUGCGUGCGAGAGCUGCGCUCCCAAAGGGUCAAUCUGGUGCAGACAGAGGAGCAGUACGUGUUUGUCCAUGAUGCCAUUUUGGAGGCAUGUCUCUGUGGCAACACAGCCAUUCCAGUCUGUGAGUUCAGAUCCAUAUAUUACAACAUCAGCAGACUGGAUCCACAGACCAAUUCCAGCCAGAUAAAAGAUGAGUUUCAGACCCUGAACAUCGUGACGCCGCGGGUGCGGCCGGAGGACUGCAGCAUCGGGCUGCUGCCGCGCAACCACGACAAGAACCGCGCCAUGGACGUGCUGCCCCUGGACCGCUGCCUGCCCUUCCUCAUCUCCGUGGAUGGAGAGUCCAGCAACUACAUCAACGCCGCCCUCAUGGAUAGCCACAAGCAACCUGCUGCCUUCAUUGUCACCCAGCACCCUUUGCCCAACACCAUUGCAGACUUCUGGAGGCUGGUGUUUGAUUACAACUGCUCCUCCGUGGUGAUGCUCAAUGAGAUGGAUGCAGCACAGCUCUGCAUGCAGUACUGGCCAGAGAAGACAUCCUGUUGUUAUGGCCCAAUCCAAGUGGAGUUUGUUUCAGCAGACAUUGAUGAAGAUAUCAUCAACCGGAUAUUCCGGAUUUGCAACAUGGCCAGGCCCCAGGANGGCUAUCGCAUCGUGCAGCACCUGCAGUACAUCGGCUGGCCCGCCUACAGGGACACCCCUCCCUCCAAACGCUCGCUGCUGAAGGUGGUCAGGAGGCUGGAGAAGUGGCAGGAGCAGUACGAUGGCAGAGACGGGCGCACUGUGGUCCACUGCCUGAACGGUGGAGGACGCAGUGGCACCUUCUGUGCCAUCUGCAGUGUGUGUGAAAUGAUCCAACAGCAGAACAUCAUCGAUGUGUUCCACAUAGUGAAAACGCUACGGAAUAACAAGUCCAACAUGGUGGAGUCACUGGAACAGUAUAAAUUUGUAUACGAGGUUGCACUGGAAUACUUGAGUUCCUUUUAGCCCAGCAGAGGGAGGGGACCCCACGAUGUGCCAGACCCCGAGCUCUGGCGGAUGCUUCUCCCCUGUCCCACACUGGAAGGCAGUAACAAGUGUGGGAAGAAAAACUUCUCCUUCCUUCUCAGCAAGAGACUGAGGUUGCAGAGACCUCGCUGGAAGGAGGAGAUGAUGCCUGUGUGUGCUGCUGCCUGCUUUCUAUUGGAACAUCUACUGCUUCUUAAAUAACUUACUGUAAAAAUUAGCAAAAUGGGAGACAGGCUGAAAGACUGGACUUUCUAAUCCCCUCUGACUUCUCUCCUCUUUUGGAUUGUGUUUUUGUUCUGCUUGCUGCAGAGUGGGGAAGGAAUGAAACCCUUAGGAAAUUCUCUUUUAAAUGUCUCCUUUUUAAUUUAUAAUUUUGUUCUCAAAUCCCAGCCUUUUAAUUUUUUAAUUUCAUGCAGCAGUCAUUUGGGAAAAAUGAGAUAGCCAUAGGGGAUACAUGAAAUGUUUCAUUACAAUUUGUCUACCUUAUCUGUUUCCUUUUAUUUGUUUUUCCAAAUGAAAAGGCCAACACA
Molecule: messenger RNA, 3764 nt
Organism: Sturnus vulgaris (Common starling)
Lineage: Eukaryota; Metazoa; Chordata; Aves; Passeriformes; Sturnidae
Source: RefSeq, a predicted model, not a curated record